GUCCUUUUUUGCCGUAGGCGGCCAUGGUGCACAAAGUGGCGAUCAUUGGGGCCGGCGUGAGCGGGCUGGCCUCCAUCAAGGGCUGCCUGGACGAAGGGCUGGAGCCCACCUGCUUCGAGAGGAGCGACGACAUCGGGGGGCUCUGGCGAUUCAAAGACAAGGUCGAGGACGGCCGAGCCAGCAUCUACCAGUCCGUCUUCACCAACUCCUCUAAGGAGAUGUCCUGCUUCAGUGACUUCCCCAUGCCUGAGCACUUCCCCAACUUCCUGCACAACACCCGCUUCCUGGAGUACCUGCGACUCUACGCCAAGCGCUUUGACCUGGGGAGACACAUCCGGUUCAAGACCACCGUCGUCAGUGUGAGAAAGUGCCACGAUUUUCCGACCACCGGCCAGUGGACUGUUGUCACUGAGAGCGACGGGAAGCAAGAAUCCGCCACGUUUGAUGCCAUUAUGGUUUGCAUGGGUCACCACAUAGAAUCCCACAUCCCGCUGCAGUCUUUUCCUGGCAUCGAAAAGUUCAAGGGCCAGUAUUUCCACAGCCGGGAGUACAAGACGCCGGAAGGGUUUCAAGGCAAGACCGUGGUGGUGAUAGGCAUGGGGAACUCUGCGUCGGAUAUUGCUGUGGAGCUCUGUCAGACAGCCAAACGGGUGACCCUCAGCACCCGAGGAGGCUCGUGGGUUAUGAGCCGGGUGUACGAUGACGGCUACCCCUGGGACACCAUAUUUCACACCCGCUUUAGCAAUCUGAUCAGAAGCGUCCUGCCGUGGCCCCUUUUGAAACGGGUGUACGAGCGGAAGAUGAACACGUGGUUUAACCAUGAAAACUAUGGCUUGGUGCCACUGAACAGAGCCCUGAUGAAAGAGCCUGUGUUCAACGAUGACCUUCCAAGCCGCAUCCUGUGUGGCAGCGUAGCGGUGAGGCCCAUCGUGAAGGAGUUCACCGAGACCGCCGCCAUCUUCGAAGACGGGACGGUGGAGGAGAACGUGGACGUUGUCAUCUUUGCCACCGGUUACGGCUUCUCGUUCCCUUUCCUGGAGGAGUCCGUCAUCAAAGUGGAAAAUAACGAGGCCCCGCUCUACAAACACGUCUUCCCCCCGAAGCUGGAGAAGCCAACACUGGCGGUCAUCGGCCUCAUCCAGCCGCUUGGGCCCAUCAUGCCCAAUGCAGAAUUGCAGGCUCGCUGGGCUACACGAGUCUUUAAGGGGCUGACCCAGCUGCCCUCGGAGAGCACCAUGAUGGCCGACAUUGUCAAGAGGCGAGAGAAGAGAAUCAAGUGGUUCGGCACCAGCCGCAGCCAGACGUUGCAGACGGAUCACAUCGAAUAUCUGGAUGAGCUCGCCGAGGGCGCGGGGGCGAGACCCCGAAUCCUUCCGUUGCUCCUGAAGGAUCCCAGACUGGCCCUGACCAUGUACUUCGGCCCCUGCAGCCCCUUCCAGUUCCGCUUGACCGGCCCGGGGAAGUGGGACGGAGCCCGAAAUGCCAUCUUGACCCAGAAGGCGCGGAUCAUCAAGCCCACAAGAACCCGGGAGGUGCGCGGUUCCUCAGACCAUGCCCUGGUUUCCUAUUGGCUGGCCGUCCUUGGUCUCCUUGCUCUCUUGGCUGCUGUCUUUGUCUGUCUCCAGUAGGCCGCGCUCUGCGAUGUAUCAGGUCCUCUGAGAUGUGAUGUGAUGCUCCCUAGAGAAGCCUUUCCCUUGAAAAUAGCAACCUCCUGGCCAUACACCAGACCGGGGGUCCCAUCCAGACAGGGGCUGAGCACCUGCAGCUCCUGACUGGCGCUAACACACCCUGUGGGUGCGCAUCAUCACUCUUUAAAAUCAGCCCCUUUGAUUGGCGCUCGUUAGCAAAGCUGUGGGUUACGAUUUUUCAAAGCAGGGUCAGACGGAUAGUCAGAUGGUCUUCUCUGGGCCUUCUCUCCGGUCCGGAAGCUCCUGUUUCAACUCACAGGAAGUUGUGUUGCUAAAUGUCUGAGUCUGCUUUACUUUGAGCUGCGGACAUGGGCUCUGUCUAGUGCUGAGGGCUUGUCUAGGCACAUAAAUGGUGCCCUUUUGCAGUGCAGACACCGCAAUCUCAGGACAACCCUCAGCACAGACGCGCUUUAAUGGAGUAAGCCACCUCUAUGCCUCUAUUGCUGCUUCAUAUAUAUAGGAAGGGGGAUAAUCAAUAUUGUUAUCCCCACACUGGGGGUUGUGCUGUUAUCGCUGUUUUAAUCGGCAAUUGCUCCGGUACCAACGCCGUUCUACGGGUACAAAAGCUGUGAGGAGACUGAUUCCCACAACCUCCCCAUUUCCUGUUUGAAAGGCAGAAAGACAGACCAGACCGUUUUUAUAAGCCAGCAACUACAGGCCAGGCCCUGUCAAGACCCAAGAUGUGUCUGUGUCCUGCUCCGCCGAAUAUAUGAAAGUGAGGCCUACCCUGUAACGUUUCUAGCUGCCCAUUUAGCUCGGGCCUACAGUUGGACCUGAGGUGGAGCCUCAGUCAACCCUACUCAGCCUCAAUCAACCCCAGUUCAGAAAUCUCAACACUGAGAGAGGUAGAAAGAGAAGGGGCCGGGAGGAGAUUUCGAAAGCCCUUGGCAUUGGCCUAACUCUUCCCGCCGAGGUCAAGGCUAAAACUUCCAUCCCGCACAAGGUGACUGCUCAAAGGCCUCACAAUCCAGGGCGGACGUCCUGGGAGUUCUAAGACCCAGCCGAAGCUCACCUUCCAUUGAACCCCCAUUAGCUUUGUCAGUCAAGAAACACCUCGUUGACCUACCUACGGGGCUGCCCCCAUCUCUGCAGAGACACAUUCGUGGGAAUGACAGGCGUAGGAUAAGUCUUGCAGUCGGUUCUCGCCUUUCCAUGACUCAUGCGCAACGUUGCCAGCUGCUCGGCCUGCUGGGUAACUUGCUUCUUGUUUACUGAGAAAAGAGACAACAGCUUGAGUCAGUCAUCGACUAGCUCGUUCAGAAAGGAGGUCAGAUUCUCGGGUGAUAGAAACGCCUGGUGUAGCUCCUUUGAAGUCAAUGGAGUCUCUGGCCCACAGCUUUCACAAAAGCAAUAUUUUUGUUCGCGUUGCGUUAGGCACGCUACAACCGAGACGGAGGGGGAGGAUUUUUCAGUGCAAAUUUCUCUCUCUGGUGGCUCGUAAUGAAUUGUUUACAGGCUGAAACCUGGCAAACUCCCGGCUCAGUUUGGAAACAUGCUUUUGGCGAGCUUGGAAACUGUCGGUUUGCCCCCGCACCACCACCUACUUUUUUUUAAACACAAGUUCAUCGGUGUUCAAGAGGCAUUUGAGGAGCACUUUGUUUUUAAGUGUAAAGGGAGGUGUACUUAGUGGCUGGGGGGGAGGGGCGGAAUUAUUUCGAUUCUUAAAAAAUACGCACAUUUUCAAAUGGACUGCUGACACCUACUGACCGAUGUGUGUGAUUUUUUUGCCAUAUUCACCCGCUUGCCAAUAACACUUUCAGAGUGCCAACAAAACACUGCUUUCCAAACAGCUGCUCUUUGCCAUUAUAUGCUUAGAGCCACCAUCUUGCGUAUAAUGCUUAUCGGCUUUGAAGGGAGCUUUUUACGCUGUUUUUAAAAGAGGGAGCUCAUGAUACCAUCUACAUGUUUUAAAGUGCUACUAGGCUAUUUGGUGUUUUUGUCUGAAAAGGUGUUAGAUUAGGAGAGAGAAUGGGAGACCUUCACAACUGAAGGUUGCUUGCAUAACUUUCAUGUAUCUUUUUCUGCACCCUGGUGCGAAGGGCCUGAAUCUUAUGAAACAGCCAUUUGAUCAUGGCUUUUUUUUCCCCCCUUUGUGUUGAAAGAAUAGAGGGCUAAAAACUCUAUAUUUGAGAUUUUAAAACUCCAUUUCAGCAAGUUAAGAACGACAGUCCCCAUAGAAACGCCGGCCUUAGCCACGCAGCGGGUUACCCCGAAUGUAACGAACAGCGUGCGUUUAAACGGACCGAGCCACACGGGAAGGAGUGGCUCCGUUUGGUUCAGCUGAAAUGGAUUAGGCAAAUGCUAACGUGAGGAAGCAAAACCAAAGUGAGCCCUUUUCGAGCCCGAGGGGCGUGGGGUGGGCUCAUCAAACCGGUUUAAUUAAGCCCUUUCCAGGCUGUGGUAAACAAGGCCUUUCGCUCCGCCCCCUCGAGCAAUGCAGAAAAGUCGAAAGUUUCAUGAUCACAGGAUACUACUUGCAUUACUAGCACCGACGAGGGAAGGCCUGCGCCGCGAGCUUUAGCAAACACAAACCUGCUUCUCCUAGUCCCGCUGGGACCGAUGGCCGUCAAUGGUGCACCUGGCCCGUUGCAAGCUGCCAGCUCUGUCCCGAGGUACCGAAUGCACAAGCAAUAAAGUGAAUUCCUCUGCCCA
Messenger RNA from Pelodiscus sinensis (Chinese soft-shelled turtle), 4340 nucleotides. RefSeq names its product dimethylaniline monooxygenase [N-oxide-forming] 2. Gene Ontology annotation, molecular function: N,N-dimethylaniline monooxygenase activity; NADP binding; flavin adenine dinucleotide binding. NCBI's taxonomy places the organism in Eukaryota, Metazoa, Chordata, Testudines, Trionychidae. The record is from RefSeq and is a predicted model, not a curated record.